AUGGAAUUUAAUUCAACAUCACAAUAUUUUCGUCAUAAAAAUCCAUCUUAUGAAAAAAAAUCAUUAUCUAAUUUAAAUAAAUCACGAUCAAUUAUUGUUCGUAUUCCUAAAUCAAAUAAUAAUGAUAAUUUUCGAACAAAUAAUUUUACAUAUCGUACAGAAGUUUAUUUACAACAACGAGAAAAACAAUAUAUUGAAAAAUCAUCAUCAGCAACAAUAACAACAUGGAAAAAUUUAAAAUAUCAAAAACAAAUAUUAGAUAAUGAUCAAGUUGAAAUUGAUCGUGUUCUAUCAACAUUAGAUUCUAUUCAUAAAACAUUUAAUCGUUCAUUAUUAAUACCUUAUAAUAAAGUUUAUUCAUCACUUUAUGGAAAUCAUAAUAAUAAAUCAGAUCGUUUAAUGAAAACAUUUUGUCAAUGUCGAAAUCAUUAUAUGACUUAUGAACUAUCAAUGAAACUUGAUGAUGAUGAUAAUAAUGAUGCUGAUAAUAAUGAUAAUGAUGAUGAGAGUAAAACACAAGUUAUAUCAAAUUCAUUUGGAAAUUUUCAAGAUACAGAUUUAGAUGAUACAACUGACAACGAAGAAGAAAGAGAAAAUGAAAAUGAGAAGAAAAAAUCUUAUGAUAGUGGUUAUGGAAGUGUUAUACCCAUGAAACAAUAUUCACGAGAACCAUUUAUUAAAAUAACUCAACCAUGGAACGUAAAUUAA
This is a messenger RNA of Rotaria sordida, 708 nucleotides long. Lineage: Eukaryota; Metazoa; Rotifera; Eurotatoria; Philodinida; Philodinidae. The record is from the annotation of a GenBank genome assembly.